Molecule: messenger RNA, 3837 nt
Organism: Sclerotinia borealis F-4128
Lineage: Eukaryota; Fungi; Ascomycota; Leotiomycetes; Helotiales; Sclerotiniaceae
Source: the annotation of a GenBank genome assembly
AUGGCGGGAAAGAGGAUUUUGGACUUGGCCGCUCUUUUCAGUGCUUCCCGCGGGGUUGCACAGAAACACAUUGCACUGAAGACGAGGCAAAUAGAUGUCUACAAUAGAACUUCGACUCUCGCACGAGCAGUACGCAACCAGACGGAUCGAGUUACGGAAACUGCAAAGGCCGCAUCCUUUCUUGCAUCAAGGUUGAAUGAUAAUGUGCCAGAUUGGACCAAAGAGGCAACAGACAAUACAUCACCGAGUUCGCAAUCAAAUGAUGGUGGUCAUAUACCUAGCACAAAAUCUACCAAAGAACAAGAGCACGUCACAGAAAAUAAAGAGGGCUUGGAGCAGGAUCAUUUCUAUGAUAGAUCUGAAUCGAAUUCAACUGUCAAUUCGAGACCGAAAGGAGAUUUGGAUAUUCGGCAGGAAAAGGCCAAUAGUCACCCUCUACCAGAUGGAACAAUUCCUCUCAAAGAUGUGGAAAUCGAUACUGCCGAAUUGAAUGCAGACACAACCCCGAUCAAGUCUCAAGUCGCGCCUACAUCAGACCCCAUAAAAGGUGAAGGAUUGCAGCCAAAGUCUUCCGAUGCCUCAGUCAUUCCUACUCCAAGAACUAAACCCAUGUCCGCAGAUGAUGCAAGACGUAUUCAGCGAACUUUUGAGUAUCAAAUACCAUCAAUAACUGCAGACGCAACGGGAAAGUCCAAAAACCCAUUGGAGGAAGGUCACGAUGAGGACUCAUUUUACGAUAGAUCAAAACACACAUCACCUACCCUAUCAUCUCUGCCCAGGGCUAAGAUACCAAAACAUACAUCAGAUGUUCAAGAGAAUGGCAACCAUCUCAAGGAAGAUGGUAUAAACAUUGACUCUUUUUACAAUGAAACCCAUACAACUGAAAAGAUACCAUUUACUGAAUCGGUCCCUGAACAAGAACAGAUGCCCGAUGGUAUUAACACUGACCUAUUUCAUAGCCCAAGGAUUGCUAGGUUGUUAGGCGGUAAGACUCAAGGAUCAAGUAGAGGCUCUCUAGGAUUAAAGGGAGUAAAAGACACCCCUGUAGAGCAACCCAAGCUAGCAAGAAAUAAAGAGCAGGAAACAUUCAAUGUUCGUUCAUCAGUCCAGGCAGCACCCACCACUCCGGACAUUCUCCCCAAGCCAAUAUCUGAUGCAUCUCAUAAAAAAGAUGAAGAUCUUGAAAAGCUAGCGGCAGAUGUUAGCAAAGAAACUAGCAAUGAUACUACGCAGCCUGAGGCGAGUUCAGAGCCUGGCAUAUAUAGGCUGCGAGAAUCUAGUGUUCCUUCUUCACGGCUUGGGAGAUUAUGGAAUUAUAGUGGUCUUGCUGCUGGUAUGGUUGGAGGAGCAAUUAGCGAAAGUCUUCGUCGAGUCGGCGGUGGUGGCGGCGAAGGUUCUUUUAUGCUGAGCGCGGGUAAUAUGGAUAGGCUCGUGACUAAGUUGUCUCGAAUGAGGGGUGCAGCUCUAAAAUUGGGUCAAAUGAUCAGUUUCCAGGACUCCAAGAUGCUUCCUCCUGCAAUCCAAGAAGUAAUGCAGCGAGUCCAGGACCGCGCAGAUUACAUGCCUGCGUCACAACGAAACAAGGUAUUAACAGCAAACCUCGGAGCCGAAUGGAGAGAUCUGUUUGACGAAUUUGAGGAGGUUCCUCUGGCCGCAGCAUCUAUCGGUCAAGUUCAUCGUGCAACGCUCAAAUCAACUGGUGUCAAGGUCGCUGUGAAGAUUCAAUAUCCAGGGGUGGCAGAUUCCAUAGAUUCCGAUCUCAAUAAUCUCGCAAUUCUACUCACAGCAUCUCGUCUCUUACCAAAAGGCUUGUUUCUCGAUAAAACAAUUGCAAACGCCCGAACAGAGCUGGGAUGGGAAUGUGAUUACAUUCGAGAAGCAGAAUGCGGGCUACGUUUCCAAGAACUUCUAGCAGAUGAGGAGGACGUCUUCGUUGUCCCAAAAGUAUACUCAGAGGCAUCAGGAAAACAAGUUCUUACUAUGGAAUACUUGGAGGGAGUCGGUGUUACUCGCAUACAAAGCUUCACACAAGAACAACGAGAUUGGAUUGGGACUCAAAUCCUCCGCCUCUGUCUUCGGGAGAUUACUGAAUUCAAAUACAUGCAAACUGAUCCCAAUUGGACAAAUUUUCUCUUCAAUGCCCAAACGAACAAACUAGAACUUCUUGAUUUUGGUGCCUCUCGCGAGUACCCAGAGGAAUUCAUCAAUAAAUACACACAACUACUGGACGCAGCCUCCAGAUCUGAGAGGAACAAAGUCCGAGAUCUAUCCAUCGACCUUGGAUAUCUCACAGGUCAAGAAUCCAAGGCAAUGCUCAAUGCACACAUACAGUCCGUCCUCACACUCGCAGAACCGUUCUUAGAAUCUUCCCCAGAGAUUUACGAUUUCAAAGAUCAGACGAUUACGGAUAGAGUCAAGGCUCUCAUUCCGGUUAUGAUUAGAGAGAGAUUGGCGCCGCCGCCAGAGGAAACUUAUAGUCUGCAUAGGAAGUUGAGUGGAGCUUUCUUACUGUGCGCGAGGUUGGGCAUAAACAUUCCAAACGAUCUACAAACGAUCUACAACAAACCAAACUACAUAAGAUACAACAUGUCCUUCAAAAGCAUCCUCGAGAAAGCCAAAGCCAAGGGCGAAGCUUUCGCAGCCCAACACAAUUUCAAAAUUCCCGGCCAAUCCACCACACAUACGCCUCUACCACCACAACCCGCACCACCGGGAUAUUACCCCCAAAUCCAACCUCAUCAUCAAGCAGGUGCACCUCCACCGAUCCCUCAAAAUCGACCCUCCUACUCUGCAAUCCAUCCCUAUUGGAACCCCUCUCUCUCCCCCCACACACCCGUCUCCGAUAACUUCAGACAUCAACUUGGUGAUCAUGGGUGGGGAAACAAUGAGCUUCAGAACUACGUCGCAGACGGGGAAAAUUCCUUCCACGACGAGAAUGGAUGUUUAGUUUUACGAGCUAUCUCAUCCAACGGCAAAUUCACAAGCGCGCGUCUCACAAGCCACACGACACUUGCCCGCGAUCGCGGAAGUCUGAUAGCGACUAUAACUCCACCAUGUGCGUCUGGGAUCUGGCCCGCGUUUUGGUUAUUACCUCGAGAACCAUUUUCGUGGCCGAAUGAUGGGGAGGUGGAUAUUAUGGAGACGUGGAAUGGAGAUGCGACGAAUCAUACUUGUUUGCAUUGGGGACAUUUUAAUGGGGAUGAUUGGAAUAAACAUCGGGUCGUGGAGACGCCGGUGCAUAAUAUGCAGCAUUCGCAGCACACGUAUGAGUUUGCGUGGAAUCAGCCGGAGAAUGGGGUAGGGGGGAAGAUGGUGUGGUAUGUGGAUGGGAGGGUGGUGAUGAAGGCGGUUGUUCCUGAAGGGACGAGGAGGUUGAAUGAUUUUCAGGUGAUUAUUAAUGUGGCGAUGGGGGGUAAUGUUUGUCAGGGGCAGAGACCAGAGGAUGGGGCCUAUGAUUUGAAAAUUCAUGGGUUGAAGAUGUGUGAUGAGCCUACGGGGGGGUGGGGGAGGUUUGAGAAUGAUUUUCAUCAUGGACCGGAAGGACAUGCAAUCGUUGUAUUUCCUACCAGCUUGGAGAGUUCCCGCAUGUUAGAGUUUAUGAUUGUCAAAGGCCCUAAUGAAGGAGACAGAGACAGUGUUACUGGUGCCGCUGGUAAAGUAAUACAUAUGCCUUCAAAACUAGCUGUAUAUUCACUAGAGAUUCAAACCCCGGCUUCUGUCUUGCGAACGGUUAUUAUAGGUGUUGGACUGCACCAUAGUGCGCACGUAUCAAAUGAUAUUCGACGGUUGGUUUACGGAAAUAAAAUAUUACGAGAAUGUGACGAAAGCGAUCCGUGA